This is a messenger RNA of Podarcis raffonei (Aeolian wall lizard), 2282 nucleotides long. RefSeq names its product galanin receptor 2b-like. Gene Ontology annotation, cellular component: membrane. The record is from RefSeq and is a predicted model, not a curated record. Lineage: Eukaryota; Metazoa; Chordata; Lepidosauria; Squamata; Lacertidae. Gene Ontology annotation, molecular function: G protein-coupled receptor activity. Gene Ontology annotation, biological process: G protein-coupled receptor signaling pathway. The transcript has 2 exons. The coding region runs from base 30 to 1154 and encodes 374 amino acids.
UCACCCACAGAUUUAAAAUAAUAAUAAUAAUGACCGAACAGGAAGACUUUGCCAGCUUGGCUGGACACUGGAACGCCUCUGAUGCCCACCAGUUCAGCUUGGCCAGUGUCAUCGUCCCUGUCGUCUUCUCCUUGAUCUUUCUUCUGGGCACCAUCGGCAACAGCCUGGUCCUGGCCGUGCUGCUGCGGAACGGGCAGGUGGGGCACAACAGCACCAACCUCUUCAUCCUCAACCUCAGCCUGGCCGACUUCUUCUUCAUCAUCUGCUGCGUGCCUUUCCAGGCCACCAUCUACUCCCUGGAGGGCUGGGUCUUUGGCUCGUUCAUGUGCAAGGCUGUCCACUUCUUCAUCUACCUUACUAUGUACGCCAGCAGUUUCACCCUGGCUGCCGUCUCUGUAGACAGAUACCUGGCCAUCCGAUACCCGCUGCGGUCCCGGGAGUUGCGGACGCCCUGCAACGCGGUGGCUGCGAUGGCCGUCAUUUGGGGCCUCUCCGUGAUCUUUUCGGGGCCCUACCUGAGCUACUACGACCUGAUUGAAUGGGAGGGCAGCUACAUCUGUGUGCCAGGAUGGGAGGAAUGGCGCCGGAAGAUCAUGGACACCUGCACCUUCACUUUUGGCUACGUCAUCCCGGUGCUGAUCGUCAGCCUCUCCUACACGCGGACGAUUAAAUACCUGUGGACGGCGGUGGACCCCCUGGAAGACAUGUCUGAGUCUAAGAAGGCCAAGCGCAAAGUGACCAAGAUGAUCAUCAUCGUGACUGUCCUCUUCUGUCUCUGCUGGCUGCCCUACCACGUCGUCGUGCUGCGUUACCUCUACGGAGACUUCCCUUUCAACCAGACCACCUACGCCUUCCGGCUCCUCUCCCACUGCAUGGCCUACGCCAACUCUUGCCUCAACCCCAUCGUCUACGCCCUGGUCUCCAAGCACUUCCGCAAGGGUUUCAAGAAGGUCUUCAGCUGCCUGCUGCGGAAGAAGGCCCGGAACAGGGUCCACGUUGUCCAUGCUGCUCAUACUGUCCACGGCUUUGAGGCAGGUUCCACAGAAGUCUCUCAGAUGAACGAGGACAACAAUGGGCAGCUGAAUGGAUGUGAACUGGAUGCAAGGUCUCUUGUGGUCCCCACUGGACCCGGCAGGACUCUCCAUGUUUCUUAAGCUGAGUUGAACGGCAACUCAGGCAAGUGGAGUGAGAUGCUUCAAUUCCAGAGGGUGUUCUCCGAGGGAAGAGGAUAUCUUUGGUGAAGUUCUUUGUUGAACGUGACAAUGUUCUUUCUUCUGGGGCUGGACUCCAGGGCCAAAGGCAAAGGUCAUAGGAGGAUUGAAGGCCUGCUACUAUUUCUGCAGCAGGGUCCCUGCCUCCAGCAGCCUAAGAGUCACCCAAUUAGCAUGAAACGGGAGCUUUUUUGCCAGUGUAUGCUCCAAAGUUCAGUUCUUCAGUUUCACAAGAAAGGCAUGCAAGCUCUGGAACAAUGGAACUUUGCAGGGAACACAACUUGAGUCACUCUGAAAGAAGAUAUUGGAAACAUGUACGUGCACAUCUAGCUGAAAGGCAACACAUGGAGACCUGCAUUGAUCAUUGCAAUAUAUCCCAAAUGAUUAAUAUUAUAUAAUUAUAAGACUAUUGCAUAAUCUUAGAAGGCUGUGUAAUCUUAUAGGGGUGUCACUGUAAGGGGGGCGGUUGUGACUAUCAUGAAGGGACCCUACACUUCUGAAUUUGCCACUACACUGCUGCCCAUAGCCCAGCCUCAACCCCUCAAAUGAGCACCCAAAGUUUAUGGGGGAGGCACUGGCAAAGAGGUUCCACAUCAACACUUGGGCCCACUGGGGCAAGUUGGGGACCUACAAGAACUAAUGCUAGUCAUCACAGCAUCGUUUCUUUUUUCUUAUUCCAACUUAAAAAACAAAACAUUUUAUAGUCAGCAGGGAGGCGGGUGGCAUGUACAUAGUUACAGGUGCUCAUUUCAUUUAUUUUUACUUUAAGAAUCCUUUAUGCUUUUACUUCUGCAGACCUCAGGGUUCUGGGUUCCCCCGAUUUUGCUGAUCCCUCCCUCUUGUUUCUCAUUUUGGCUCAAUUUCCACUGGUACUCACCAACUGAGUUCCUUAUUAGUGGGAACAACAGCAGCCCCUAUCAUGUCUAUUAUUCCCUUUAAAGUCACCAUGCAUUUUAAAAAAAUAAAAAAUGGUGUUUUCACACAAAGGCUAGAACACCAUUGCCCAGUUAGCAGUCAUUAUUGAGUGUCUAUUAACAAGUUUUUUCGAGCGGAAUAAAAAUUACAAAUGUC